AUGGACGUAGUUUUUUUAUAUUUAACAUUUUUUUAUUUGUUUACCUGCCAAAGUGCUUCAAUUCAUAAAACGAAUGAGACUCUUGAAAUUUUUAAAAAUGAUGUGUCACAAGUUGGUAGUGCUAUUGAAAAUUUUACUUUUGAUAUUCUUCGGGAAAUGUUGGAUGAUUCCGAAGAUCAAGAAACCACAACGACUGAAAGUGUGAGAAACAAAAGAUCGGUUGAAGAUGAAAUCAGACAACUGUGUCACAAACAGUGUCACAAAGUGCAAGAAACUGAAACAGAACAAAUUGAAGAAUUGGCAACUGAAGUUAAAAAAUUAAAACAGCUAGUAAAAUUAUUGCAAGACCAACAAAAAAUUAUAAAUGUCCUGGACCAGAAAAAUAAUACUGGAAAAGAAGCAAGACAAGAGAAAAUUCAAGAGAAUGUGCCAAAUCACGAACAACUCGCUAUAAUUAAAAUUGAGUUAACGGAAGUCAUCAAGGAUUUGAAUGAGACAAAAGAACUAAUCGACUUGCAGAAACAAAAAGACGAAAUUUUGGAAGAAGAAUUGAUGCGACAAAAGGAUGAAAUUACCAAACUUAAAUCGAUUGUUGAAGAAUUUAUGCACAAAAAUGAGACAAUCGAUGAUUCCCCUCACACCUCAGCUCGGGCAAGUGAAUUGACAAAUAUUCGGAAGAUCCUAAAGUCACUACCUGAUGAUGACGACGAAGAAGAUGACAUCCAUGCAAAACUAAUUCAAUUAGAGAAACAAAUAAAGAAAAAAAGACGGCAAGAAAGUCUCUUCACCGAAUUGAAAUCUCUCGAAAAAUCUCUAAGUGAAGGUAGUGGUGACAACGAUCUGUUAAAACAAAUCAUUAAAGCGAUCAAAAAAACAGAACCCGAACGCAAAAGUGACUCCCUCGAAAUCACCAAUUUAUCCGAUUUGGAAGAAGCCAUAAAUCGUCUCCGUCCCAAAGAAUCCGAAUCGUCCCAAUUUCAAUCCAUGUUGACUAAAUUAAUUAAUAAACCGCAAACGCCAAUUACAAUAACCCCCCAACAAAUGAGCGAGCUUACUAAGAAAUUAGCUCCAAAUAAUCACCCCUACAUUUGCAUGGUUGAUGAGGGGGUUAAAAGUAAUGGCUAUACAGUGCCGGCGAAUUCUCGGAAUUUUCCGUUUUACCCGCCUAUUGACUACAAUCAAAAAGGACAAUUUUUUCCAGGACAAUUUGCGCCACCGAAUUACUACCCUCAGGGAAAUGCUCAUGGAGUUGGUUCUGAGAAACAAUUCGGUUAUCAAGAAAGCAGUGACAAGUACCAAGAAGACUUGAAGCAACAAAUUAAUGGACUUCAGGCAGCGAUUGAUAAUUUGAAUCGACCAGAAUAUGUACAAAGGCCAGAAGAUAAGGUAAUUAUUGAUGAUUUGGAACGACAAAUCGGCGAUUUGAGGAGUCUGGUCACCAAUUUGAAUUAUGAAGGAGCCAGGGCGAAAAGAUCGACCGAAAAUAACGAAGUUGAAGAAAAAGACAGUGAGGAACUUUUAAAGGAGAUGAGUCAUUUUGUCAAUAAAUUAUUUAAAGAGAACAACGUGACGAGUCAAUCGAAACAGUUUGCUGAUAUUCAAGAAAAAAUUAAUUCGAUCAAAAAAGAAUUAGAUGACAGCAACCCAUCCCCCAAAGGCCGUAGUGCCAACGACUAUGCUGCUCCGUCCCUUCCCGAAUUAUUAAAUCCUUCAGCUAAAGAAGUCAAAUCAAGUUUCAAAAACGACUUCUUCACUGACGUCAUUUCCCGAAUUUUGGACAAACUCAUUUCUGCAAUUCCGAUAGUUAUCCAAAAACUGUUCCACUUUAGUCUAGACGAGUUGUCUAAAAAUGACUACUCUGAUUACGAUGUCCAAGUUCUGUAUAAAAAUCUCGGCAUUUUUGCUUAUUUGCCUGUAAUUAUUUUACGACUUGUCAAGGGAAUCAGUGCGUUUAUGAAUAUGUUGCGCAAGAACAGUUUCUUUAAAAAUUUCUUAAUGCCGGCGAUUAUUUUGGCAACAGUGGCCGGUGCCGUCAUUUUCUUAAUUUGGUGGUUACAACCUGACAGUUCAAAUAAUCCAUAUGGAUACAUCAGUGGUGAUAAUAACGACGCGAAUUAUCAAUACGCCGGAAAUUAUCAAUAUUCGGGGAAUAAUCAAUAUCCGGUCAGUACUAAUAGUCCAGUGUAUAGUAGGAGCUACUUUAAUAAAUAAUUUGUCUAU
Messenger RNA from Tribolium madens (black flour beetle), 2220 nucleotides. RefSeq lists its product as uncharacterized. Bases 1 to 2211 code for a protein of 736 amino acids. The record is from RefSeq and is a predicted model, not a curated record. The transcript is spliced from 2 exons. Lineage: Eukaryota; Metazoa; Arthropoda; Insecta; Coleoptera; Tenebrionidae.